GCGAAGAAGAAGGCCCGACUGGGGACCGAGCAGUUCGCUAUGAUUUCGCCUCCUCGAGGGCGUUUUCUGCUUCAUGUCGUCGUGGUGGUCUUGGUACCGAGCCCGGGCAACGGACAGCUGCAUCCGAAAAAUCCGACGAUCUACAAGAUGGUGUCGCUCAACCAGAACUGUGGCACGCGGUUCGGCAACGGGUCGCUGAACAACGCCACCGAGCCACUCUCGUCGGCCAUCGUGACGGCGACGCAGUUCCGCGACCGCCGGGCGGCCACCACCGACGGCUGCAGCACGGAGAUCGGGGCCUCGUCCAGCGAGAGCAUGAUCGUCUCCCUCGUCGAGAUGAACCUGCGACAGGGACUGCUCAACGACUCCUGCAUAGACUACGUCAACAUCAUCACGCGGUUUACCAGCGCCAACGAUCCGGACCAGCAGUGUGGGCGCAUCCGGGAGAGCGAGAACAAGGCAUUCAGCACCUCGUACACCCUGAGCAUCAAACUCUUCUCGAGGACACCGCUGUCGUAUUUCUUCGACGGAAACAUACUAGCCGUCGUUGUCACCGCCGCGAAUGAACCUGUCAAUGGACGGUGCUCCCUGAACCAGUUCCUGUGCGUCGCUGAAAAUAAGUGCAUCUACGAAGGCUACCGGUGCGAUAACAUCAACAACUGCGGCGACAACAGCGACGAAUACAAGCUGGGCACAUCGACAUGCUUCAUGCCGCAGAGCUCUCUCCUGCUAAUCUCAUUCGGCGUAAUCAACCUCAUCAUCACUUGGCUGUCUGUGUUUUACUGCUGCGUGAAAAGCGCCUUGUCUAGAAAGAAGGCCCUGCGGGACGACCGCUUCGGCUCGGCCACGCCACCCAUGGGCACCGGCUCAGUCAGCGGUGGUGACGGUGCCACGGCGCAGGACGUGUCCGCCGAUGACGACGGCUCGCCAGACAUGAUGACCUCGGGGCCUCUGAGAUCAGAGGGAGCCAGCAGGGCCGGCGGCAGCUCUAUCCGAGACCCCCUUGUGGCGUCGGUCAAGAAGAGGGACCGUGACGACACUUCCUCGGUGGGCGCCAACUGACGUACACCUGCCGGGCCCAGAACGCAGCGCCGGCUAUUCACCCGCCCCGGCCACCUGGUGCUUGAAAUGAACUGCCGCCGCCUUUGAGCUUGUGCGAGACAUUCGCCUUACGUCAGCUUUUUCUUUCUACCCGCGCGUUCAUUGGUCACAUUAAGCAUCCAUCCCUGUGUUAGCUGCGCUAAAUGUGGGGCAUGGUCAAUGGUCGCAACCAAAUGAUUUUUUAUUGCGUGUAUUCGAUUAACGACAUUUCCCUUUUCUUAACACGAACGUUUCUGGUUAUACACAGGGUACUUCACUAUAGCAUACAGUGUUUCUGGUUAUUGAGCUGUUAAGCGAAGGGCGAUAAAAGCAAGAACAAAGACCGGGCGUACGUUUUGGGUGAUUA
This is a messenger RNA of Dermacentor albipictus, 1447 nucleotides long. RefSeq lists its product as uncharacterized. Lineage: Eukaryota; Metazoa; Arthropoda; Arachnida; Ixodida; Ixodidae. Gene Ontology annotation, molecular function: protein binding. The record is from RefSeq and is a predicted model, not a curated record.